GUCAUCAUUCAUUCAUUCAUUUUCUUCGCUCGUCUCGCGUGGGUUUUGUUUUUAUUUAAAAAUUCGUAGUUUGUUCUAAAAUAAACUUACAUAAUGAGUGAAGAAUUAAAACUUGAGUCCUUGGCUGUACAGCUUUUUGAAAUAAAUGCCAUAAAGUUUGGCGAAUUCACGACUAAAAGUGGAUUAACUACACCGGUUUAUUUUGAUUUGAGGGUUAUAGUUAGUUAUCCUGAUGUGAUGCAAAUAAUAUCUCGCCUCAUACAAGAUCAUGCCCUAGAAGGCAGUAAAUGUGAUCAUUUGUGUGGUGUACCUUACACAGCUUUGCCGAUAGCCACAUUGCUGAGUGUAGAGGCCAAGAUACCUAUGCUGAUGAGGCGUAAGGAGGCCAAAGCUUAUGGUACAAAGAAAAUGAUUGAAGGUCAUUACAAAGCGGGCCAGAAGUGCCUCAUUAUUGAAGAUGUAGUGACAUCAGGCUCCAGCGUGCUGGAAACUGUAAAAGACCUUCGUAGAGAAGGCUUGGUAGCCCAAGAAGCUAUUAUCAUCCUGGACCGAGAACAAGGUGGACGGGAGAACCUUGCUGCAAAUGACGUAUCUGUAAAAUCAUUGUUCACAAUGACAAAUUUAAUUAAUAUAUUGCUGAAGAAUAAAAAGAUUGACAAGGAUAUGGCUCUUAAGGUUCAAGAUUAUCUUCAAAAUACAAAAGCACCAACUUCAGAGAAACCUAAAGACCGCACACACCUCACAUUUGAGAAAAGGGCAGAAUUAGCAACCAAUGAAAUUGCUAAGCAGCUGUUUGAUGUUAUGGCAACAAAGAAAACCAAUCUUUGUGUGUCUGUUGACUUAACUACAACCACAAGUAUAUUGGAUUUGUUGGAAAAAGUUGGUGAACAUGUGUGUUUAGUGAAGACACAUGCUGAUAUUAUUGAAGACUUCAGUACGGACUUCAUAACCAGUCUUAAAAGUUUGGCAAAAAGAUUCAACUUUCUUAUAUUGGAAGAUAGAAAGUACGCAGAUAUUGGAAAUACUGUAUCUUUGCAGUAUGCAAAAGGAUUGCAUAAAGUUUCAGAGUGGGCUGAUUGUAUAACCGCACAUUCUUUGCCUGGAGAGGGAAUUCUUAAAGCCAUCAAUGGGGCAACCAACGGUGUUAGCCAAGGAGUAUUUUUAUUGGCAGAGAUGAGUAGUGAGGGAAAUCUUAUCACACCAGAGUACACAGAGAAAACAGUCAGUAUGGCUUCAAAUUAUCUGAAUUUGAUUUGUGGAUUUGUUUGUCAGAACAAAAAUACUUUCAAUCAACCAGGUCUAAUACAAUUGACUCCAGGAGUGCAGCUGGAAAGCACCAAAGACGAUCUGGGCCAGGUGUACAACACUCCAGAGAAGGUAAUGCUGGAGAAAGGCGCAGACGUCGUGGUUGUGGGCCGAGGCAUUCUGUCUGCAAAGAACCCCGCUGCUGAGGCACUGGUCUACAAAGAGGCUCUAUGGAAAAACUACCUCAAGAGAGUGUCUGGAAAAAUGGAAUAAUGAAAGAGUAUUUUAAAUGAUUUAAGAAGUACAAGACAGCAUUGUCUUUAGCAAAAAAUUAUGAAUGGACAUUUUGCCUCA
Molecule: messenger RNA, 1599 nt
Organism: Ostrinia furnacalis (Asian corn borer)
Lineage: Eukaryota; Metazoa; Arthropoda; Insecta; Lepidoptera; Crambidae
Product: uridine 5'-monophosphate synthase-like
Exons: 5
Coding region: 94-1518 (474 amino acids)
Biological process (GO): 'de novo' UMP biosynthetic process; 'de novo' pyrimidine nucleobase biosynthetic process
Molecular function (GO): orotidine-5'-phosphate decarboxylase activity; orotate phosphoribosyltransferase activity
Source: RefSeq, a predicted model, not a curated record